AGCCUCCCCGGCUCGAGGGGGAGCUCAUGACGGCUCGGGGCUGGCCCGCGCCAGCCGCCGACGCGGGGGCGCCGGGACGCCCCGGACGCCCCGGGGCCCUCGCAUGGCGUGCCGCAAUCGGCUUCGCCUCUUGCUAGCGGUACCCGCGCUGCUCGCAGCGCAGGCGGGCGAGACGGCCGGCCCGGAUGCUCACCUGCGGCCUGCGGGCGGCCUGCGGCCGGCUGGCGGCGGCCGCGUCAGCGCGCAGGUCAGCCGCAGGUGGAGGCUGUCGCAGCACGACCCCUCCCCCUCCACGUUCUGCUGGUCGCUGGUGUCGCCAGGCGGGCCUGGGGCGGCGCUCCUGCCGCACCUGCGCCAGGAGGGGCUCGGACUGUUUGCGUGCGACGAGCACCUGGUCAUCAGCAACCUGUCGGCCUCGGAGAUGUUCGGCGCACUCUCGGACCGCAUCUCGUCCGCGGUGCUGGAGGCAGAUCUGGACGUGCCCGUGGCGGGGCGGUACAAGACCGCGCUCAACGGGGACCUCUUCCUGAAGGCCUGGCACCUGGUCUUCAGGGACGGUCGCUACCGGAGCCACGACUGGACGAUCAAGGUGGACUCGGAUGCCGUGAUUGUCCCAGUCCGGUUGAGGCAGCUCCUCAGGCGUCACUGCAGGGUCGAGGCCUGCGCCCCCAAGCUCCUGGCGAACUUCGGCCGCGACCUGCACGGAGCCGUGGAGGCGCUCUCCCGUGGAGCGGUAGACCUCUACGCGGAGGGUGUUGGCCGGUGCGUCGUCGAGAUAGGCUGCUCCGACAAGGGCGAGGAUUGGUUCCUGAGCCUCUGCCUGGACCUGAUCGGUGUGCGCAUGGAGAGCGAGCCGGGCUUGCUGAGCGGCCGGCACGACGACCACCGCAGCGACUGCGACGCCGUCCACGCGGCUUUCCAGCCGUUCAGGACAUGGGCCGAGCACAGAAGAUGCCUGUGCCAGACAGGCUUCGACUCGCCCGUGUGCGACUCGCCAGAGCCGGCGCGCGAAGCGCCAGCGGUGGGGGAGCCCGGCGCGCAGGCAACGGCGGCGCCGGUCACAGCUUCGACGACGUCGGAAGCUGGCUCCGUGAUCCGCGCCACGCAGGUGGCCACGACCACGCCAGGUCUCCCUGCGGCCACCCCUGGGGCUGCCGCCACGACGAGCGCCCCGUGGAUAUCCUGGCUGCAGGAGGGCGCCCCGCGCCGGGAGCGGGAGCGAGGCCUGAUGCGCGGCGUCGGGGUCGUGCUGCCGCGCCCGCGGCCACGGCCGCCGCCGACGAACGGCGGCGCCGUGGCGCCGCCCGGCACUGCGCUGGGCCUGGCUGCCGCUGCUGCGCUCACCGCGCUGGCGGCCCUCGCGGGCUGCCACCUGAGGCGGACGAGCGAGCCGUCCGCGCUGCGCGCGGCCCAGGCCAGGGAGCUGACGGCGGGCGGCAGCUACCAGGCGGCGCCGCCAGAGCGCGGCUGCUGGCCCGUAGUCGAAGAGCCGGCCGAAUGAGCGGGCUCCGAAUUCAGCCGCGCUCGUGAGGGAGCUGACGGCAGGCGGCAGCUACCAGGCGGCGCCGCCAGAGCGCGGCUGCCAGCCCGCAGUCGAAGAGCCGGCCGAAUGAGCUCGAAGAACGCAAAACGGCAUGAACACAAUUUUCGGAGGUCCGCGCGGAGUUCUUGGAUCGGCGCUGGGCCCGCGUCAGGGGCGGCGCCGGAGGCGCCGCCAGGGGGGCCCCAGUGCCGAUCCAAGAACUCCGCGCGGACCUCCGAGACAUGAUGUUUGUGCCGUUGUUUGUUCCGCUGCGAGCGGGCUCCGAAUUCGGCCGCUCGCGAUCCCUCGCCGAGUGGCCUCGCGGCGCAAAGCGCCCAGGCGGCAGCGCCGCGUUCACGCAGGCCGCGCGCGCUCGCGGCGCGGCCAGGUGCUGGCCGCGCCCUGUCCUCUCGUUUCCGCCCCUCCUUCCGCCCCGCUCCUCCGCCUCUCCCUCCCGCGCGAGGGCGACGGGAUCUGCGUAUACGGUCUGGAGCCGUCUGGGGGUCUUGGCCCUUUGCGGCUUCUGGGGGCCGUUCUCGGGUUCGCCCUGGGGCCCUCAGAAACGCGUACGGUGGUUGUUCACGGCGGACACGGCGGCUCGCACCGCGCCUUCCAGGUCCCCCGUUCAAGGUCGGGACGAAACGAGCCCCCUUUCAGACGUGCGUGCCCAUGCCGCCUCGCCUGGGCGGAUAAAAG
Molecule: messenger RNA, 2218 nt
Organism: Prorocentrum cordatum
Lineage: Eukaryota; Dinophyceae; Prorocentrales; Prorocentraceae
Source: the annotation of a GenBank genome assembly